Molecule: messenger RNA, 1510 nt
Organism: Haliotis rufescens (red abalone)
Lineage: Eukaryota; Metazoa; Mollusca; Gastropoda; Lepetellida; Haliotidae
Exons: 6
Coding region: 758-1510 (250 amino acids)
Cellular component (GO): nucleus
Source: RefSeq, a predicted model, not a curated record
CUGAAGACCUGUCCUCUACCUAGAUCUUUACAUUAUUGAACUAGUGUCAUGUUACGGCAAGCACGGGUUGCUGAAGACCUGUUCUCUACCUAGAUAUUCACAUUAUUGAACUAGUCUUAUGUUACGACAAGCAUGGGUUGCUGAAGACCUGUUCUCUACCUAGAUAUUCACAUUAUUGAACUAGUCUUAUGUUACGACAAGCAUGGGUUGCUGAAGACCUGUUCUCUACCUAGAUAUUCACAUUAUUGAACUAGUCUUAUGUUACGACAAGCAUGGGUUGCUGAAGACCUGUCCUCUACCAAGAUCUUUACAUUAUUGAACUAGUCUUAUGUUAGGGCAAGCACGGGUUGCUGAAGACCUGUCCUCUACCUAGAUCUUAACAUUAUUGAACUAGUCUUAUGUUACUGCAAGCACGGGUUGCUGAAGACCUGUUCUCUACCUAGAUAUUCACAUUAUUGAACUAGUCUUAUGUUACGACAAGCAUGGGUUGCUGAAGACCUGGCGGCCUAUUCACGAAGCUGUCUUAGCUAAGACAAAUCUUAGCUACUUACGAUAAAAAUUACGACUGCCAUAAGAGCUAUUCUUGAAGCUGUCUUAAACCUAUCGUAGCCGUGUCCCAGCUACGACAGCUGUCGCGGCUAAGACAGGGAGCUCUUUUCUGUCGGAGAUAGAAAGAGUCGGGUGUUUUCCCGUGACGUCAUAAGGGAAUUCCCUUGACCUACAUUGACGGGCAGACGAUACCUGUCAUCUGUGCGCCAUGGACUCACCUCCGAAAAAUAAACGCAUCAGGAAAGUAAACUGGAUGCCUAUUGAAGUGGACAUAUUAAUUCAAGAAGUGGAGAAAAAUCAUCACAUUUUAUUUUCGGCGUUUUGCAACACCGUGACAAAUGUGCAAAAGAAGAAGAUAUGGACCGACAUCGCUCAGAAAAUCUGUGCCAACAGCUUGGUCAAACGCGAUGAGAAGGACAUCAAGAAGAAAUGGACUGACAUUAAAAGCCAAGCAAGAAGGAAGGCUGCCUCACUAAAAAGAGAGAUUUGUGCAACAGGAGGAGGACCACCACCUCAACCACUUAAUGAAGUUGAAGAGCGGAUUGUAUCACUGAUUCCCUCCUGUCAAAUUGAUGGUUGUGAGGGAGGAUUGGAGAGUGAUGUCAAUGAAUUUGUUCCUGAAGACUUGACAAAUGCCUGUCUGCCUGACGAGCAGUCAGUGUUUGUUAUACAACCAUCACCACCACAGCUGGAGUCACAACAGAAAGCAGCAGUUGUUCAGACCGUACUAGCUGUGGAAGGACAAAUUCCAACCACAGGUGACAAAUUGAUGGCUUUGGAAGAAAGGAAAGUGCAGAUCCUGCAGCAGUUGCUGACAGUAGAAUUGCAGCGUCUCAAUAUUGAGGAAAGAAAUCUUGCUAUAAAUGAAAGAAAUUUAAAAAUAAAUGAAGAAAAAUUGUUGCUGAAACAAGCAGAAAAAAAUGUUCAGUGCCUGUCUCCUCUUAUAUCAUUUCAUCAUUAA